This is a messenger RNA of Cetraspora pellucida, 207 nucleotides long. NCBI's taxonomy places the organism in Eukaryota, Fungi, Glomeromycota, Glomeromycetes, Diversisporales, Gigasporaceae. The record is from the annotation of a GenBank genome assembly.
AUGAUGAACAAAACAAGUUUAAAUGAAGACACAGAAGAAGAGCAAUUAAUUAGUCUAUCAGAAAAUGAUAUAGAUUUAGAAAAUCCUGAAAAGCAAAUUCAGAUGAAUGAGGAAGUUGAAAAUGACUUAAAUGAAUUAAAAAGUCUGUUUAAAUUAUAUUUUGAUGAAGUAGAAUUUCAUUCUGUAGAUGACUUUACAGCCAAGUAA